UGUGUGUAGUUAUCAGGGACACUGUAAUAAAAACUACACGUGUUUUUGUUGUUUUGAUUUCUUCCACUACAAAAAGUAAAGAAAAUUGUUAAAUUUUGUUGAAUUUAGAGGAAUAAUUGGCACUGGAAGUUGUGAGAAAUGUUCCUGAGGAACGUCAAAGAAUCCAGCUAUACGGAGGAUCAUAGAAUCUACGUAGGAAGCUGCGUGGGGGCCCUCAAAGAGUAUGAUCUUACUGCUGAGAAUCCCUAUAAGCCAACAAACUUCCAGAAGAUAUGUGACUUGGAGCUAGGCCAAGGAAUCAGUGCCCUGAAAUGGGGAAAUGAGGAAGAAACUGAAAUCCUUGUUGGGAGGAAAGAUUCCGUGAUUCAGAUCUAUGAUCUUCUAAGGAAUUCCUUGACAGCGACUGAAAAACUUCCCAAAGGAGAAGUUGUUAGCGUUUGUCGAGCAGAUGGGAAACUCAUUGGAGCCUCCAAUUUGGGACAGAUUUACAUCUUAGGUUCAAAAGACAAUGUCACUACCUUCACAGCUGGGACAGACAUAUCACGGAUGCGCCAGUGCAAGGAGAAUACCAAACUCCUGGCCACGGGGGGAAAGGAACGAAAAAAUAAUCUCAAAGUGUGGAAUAUUGAGCAGGAAAUACCGAUAUUCUCAUCUAAAAACGUUCCGCAUGACAAUCUUCAGCUGGAGGUUCCCGUGUGGGACUCUGAUGUGGAUUUCUUGGACAGUAGCACCCUUGUCACGGCAUCACGAUACGGAUACAUCCGGACGUACGAUAUACGGACACAGAGGCGCCCCGUGAAGCAAUUUGUGCCAAAAGAGGAACAACUCAGUUUCUCCUGCCUUGCCACGUACGAAAACCUCGUUUACGUGGGACUCACAACUGGUGGGAUUCGUGCCUUUGAUACACGAAGCCUUAAAUUCCCCAUUCACACGUACAAAGGACCCAGUGGGAGUAUCACUGAUCUCGCACUAGAUCACACUGGGAAGUUCCUUUGUUCCUCCUCCCUCGAUCGCAAUGUGAGAAUAAAUUCCACCAUUAACAACACAAUCCUCUAUCAGUGCUACGUCAAGACGAAACCUUCGAGGAUUCUCAUCAAAAGUCCCGAGAAAUCGGAGAAAUCAAUCAAAAAUGAAGAAAUUGCAGAGGAAUCAAUUGAAAUGCAGACAACAGAAGAAGAUUUUACAAAUGAUAAACUCCUGAAGCGUCUCAAGAGAAAAAGAAAACUUUCAAAUUAAUUUUCUGUGGAUUUUUAUUUAUUAUCUUCUUUUUUAAAUAAAACAUCCUUCAAUUUU
Messenger RNA from Lutzomyia longipalpis, 1293 nucleotides. RefSeq names its product WD repeat-containing protein 74. The transcript has 5 exons. Gene Ontology annotation, molecular function: protein binding. NCBI's taxonomy places the organism in Eukaryota, Metazoa, Arthropoda, Insecta, Diptera, Psychodidae. The record is from RefSeq and is a predicted model, not a curated record. The coding region runs from base 139 to 1236 and encodes 365 amino acids. Gene Ontology annotation, biological process: ribosomal large subunit biogenesis. Gene Ontology annotation, cellular component: preribosome, large subunit precursor; nucleolus.